Messenger RNA from Cricetulus griseus (Chinese hamster), 885 nucleotides. The record is from RefSeq and is a predicted model, not a curated record. NCBI's taxonomy places the organism in Eukaryota, Metazoa, Chordata, Mammalia, Rodentia, Cricetidae.
AUGGCAGGACAUCCACAUCCCUGGAAGUGGACGGUGGCCACCCUGGUUGCAACCCUGGUUCUGGGGGUCUCAGAACCUGUUCUUGCUGAGGAUGUUUCCUCUUGUGGCGACCCCUCUGGCAACCGGCCCUCUGGGACUAACAGAGACCUCAGCCGGGAGUCCGAGUCAGGGGAGGAUACCCGUUCGGACAGCAGUUCUCGCAUUAUAAAUGGGUCAGAUUGUGAAAAGGAUGCACAGCCAUGGCAGGGGGCACUGCUGCUGGGACCCAACAAACUGUACUGUGGGGCAGUGCUGAUCAAUCCGCAGUGGCUGCUCACAGCAGCGCACUGCAGAAAACCAGUGUACAGAAUCCGUCUGGGCCACCAUUCCAUGUCACCUGUCUAUGAGUCUGGGCAGCAGAUGUUCCAGGGGAUCAAAUCUAUCCCUCACCCUGGUUACUCCCACCCUGGCCACUCCAAUGACCUCAUGCUCAUCAAAAUGAACAGAAAAAUCCGUGACUCCCACUCAGUGAAACCCAUCAAGAUUGCUUCUGACUGUCCUGCCCAGGGGACCAGGUGCCUGGUGUCUGGCUGGGGGACCACAAGCAGCAGCCACAACAACUUCCCCAAAGUCCUCCAGUGCCUGAAUAUCACUGUGCUGAGUGAGGAGAAGUGUAAAAACUCCUACCCUGGACAGAUAGACAAGAGCAUGUUCUGUGCUGGUGAUGAAGAGGGUAGGGACUCCUGCCAGGGUGAUUCCGGGGGACCUGUGAUCUGCAACGGCCAGCUGCAGGGCCUUGUGUCCUGGGGUGAUUUCCCCUGUGCCCAGCGGAACAGGCCAGGUGUCUACACCAAACUUUGUGAGUUUUCUAAGUGGAUUGAUGAUACCAUCAAAUCCAACUCAUGA